AUGUCCGUUGUACUGCCGAGCACGCUCAACAAACUCCCCGCCGGCCUGAAAGACGACAUCAUCAUCGAAGCCUAUUUUGCCGGGAAGGGCAAUAGUGGACCGAAACCUGGCAUUGAGGGCUUGGGAUUGUCAGUCAACGACGAGAGAUAUGAAAUGUUCAUCGUCAGCCAUGGGAUGUCCAGUGACAUCACUCCCGAGUUGAUGUUGAGCGCACGAUCCUGGCUCUUUCUGGAGAACUUUGAAUGGUUCUUCGGGCGGUACACGGAGCUCCCCGAGGACAAGCAGGAUGGGAUCGAGGAGGUCCUUCGGCAAGAGAUCGAUUACGUGUCCGGGUUGCCGGCGACUGAACAGUUCAUCACUCCAUAUGAUUACCAGACCAAGAUCUUUCCUCGUACGGGGUGGGAGCCACUCCGCCCGUUGCCAGUGUUGCCCGACGGAGCAAGUGCCAGGGCACGUUUCGUUCACCACCUGCGGAUGAACAUGCUGGGUCUGUUCAUGUGGGAGGGGGGUCGAAGCGCCGACUUUCAAGCAUGGUUGAACGGUGGCGCUCAGGAUGAAUUGCCUCCGACUUCCUUGCUCAACUGCUGGGAGCUGGUAUUCUAUGCCGCAAUCAAAAGUGGUUUCGUGGACGCGGAAGUCUUGAAGCCAAUGUACUAUGAUGAUGAAGCCUUCGAAGCUGCAUUUCCUGGCAUCUUUGACUCUGGAGAAGCCUUGCUGAAGGCAUUCGAGGCGAAGUUGUCACCUGAGUUCGAUGCGUCCGACGAGGACACGCCGGGGUUGAGAGCUGGAGACAUCAUCAUUUCCAACUAUGGCGGAAAGGCGAAUCAUGUCUUUGCCAUUGUCGCCCAUGAGAAGCCCACGGCAAGAAUGAGGGCCAUCCAACUCUGGGGAAACAUCGGAGCGGGAACCACGUUCUAUACCAAAUUUGGGGACUUUUUGGAUAAGUCGAGAGAUGCAGAAAGCGCCGCGGACCGUUCGUAUUAUGUCUUGAAACUUGACGGGUAG
This is a messenger RNA of Exophiala spinifera, 1005 nucleotides long. RefSeq lists its product as uncharacterized. NCBI's taxonomy places the organism in Eukaryota, Fungi, Ascomycota, Eurotiomycetes, Chaetothyriales, Herpotrichiellaceae. The record is from RefSeq and is a predicted model, not a curated record. The transcript is spliced from 4 exons. The coding region runs from base 1 to 1005 and encodes 334 amino acids.